Molecule: messenger RNA, 4972 nt
Organism: Empidonax traillii (willow flycatcher)
Lineage: Eukaryota; Metazoa; Chordata; Aves; Passeriformes; Tyrannidae
Gene: FAM234A
Product: family with sequence similarity 234 member A
Exons: 12
Coding region: 777-2435 (552 amino acids)
Molecular function (GO): protein binding
Source: RefSeq, a predicted model, not a curated record
GCCUGAGUGUCCUUUGGGAAGGAAAAUCUCAUAUGGGGGAGCCUUAUGUGUUAUUUCCUCUUGUCUGGACCCUGAUCUAAGUGGGGCUGCAGGAAAGGGAACGAAUGACCCCACACUGAGUGUCACAGCAGGUGACUGCCUGGCGGGUUUGCUGCAGUGCCACGCUGUGCAUGGGAUCAAAACCCAGUUGUCAGCUCGUGGAAAACAGCUGUGAUGGGAAUGCUGGUUCUUCCUCAGAGCAAAACUUGGCUCUUCUGUCAUUACUGAUUGCAGCUUGGGGCUUACAGCACUUUCAGGUUGACAGGAAGGGAACCUGCCAGGUGCUUGAAACAAACAAACAAGCAGAGCAAAACCAGCCAAAUGCUGUGUUUGUGUUCCUAAAAUGGCCAGUCAGAACCUGAUUUCAUCAUUCUGUGGAAGACAGAAACGUGUUGAAUAUCAAAUCUAAAUUAGGAGUUUUCCAGGAAGAAUGUCUGGUGACAUUACAGAUACUGUGUUUUGGUGUUUUAUGGGUGGAAAAUGAGUUCAACCUUCCAUCACACUGAUUCUUCAAUGGUUUCUGUCACCAGCCUUCACCCACCUGACCGUGGUGUGGUUCUCUGUGCUCGUCAGGCACUUCUGCCUGACUGGUAAUGGUGGUUUAGCUGCACAAGUGUCCCUGGUCUGGUUCAGAUCAGAUCUGUAAAUCUGUGCUGUGGCUUCAGCAGAAGGGGUUGGUCGGUCCCCCAUGAAGGUGAGGGGGUGAAGGCUGUUUGAAUACCCAUGAAUGAGCUGUGAUGGAUAACAAAGAUUCAGAAGCUGAGAUCCACCCUCUGAAGACUGAGGAUGCCAAAGCUCAGGAGAACCACGAGAACUCCGUGGAGAGGAGGAUCAUCAGCAAGCAGACGGCGGGGCUGUCCCGGCUGUCCCGCUGGCGCACGGCCGCCUUCUUCGUCUCCCUCUUCCUCUGCCUGGUCAUUGUCUUUGCUUUCUCCUUUAUCAUCCCUUGCCCAGAGAGGCCAGUGUCAGAGAGAACGUGGUUCCAAAGCUACAACAACGCGGUGGCCUACCGGUUCCUUGCUUUGGGAGAUGUGAACGAAGACAAAGUGCAAGACGUCCUCUUUGUUUUCAAAGCCAGCAACGGCAGCAGCAGCUUCAACAGCUCUUGCCUGGAUGAAGGGCUGCCUUCUCCCUGUGCCUUUGUUGCUGCCCUGUCUGGCACGAACGGCAGGGCUCUCUGGGAGAGUCCUGCAGCCCAGGAUGUGGAGUGGAUGGAGUGUGGCAUCCAGCAGCUCGGCGGGGCGGGGGCCCCGGGGUGCCUGGUGGUGGGCAAGCCAGUGGCCCUGACAGCCCUUGACCUGCAGACAGGGGAGGUUCAGUGGAGACAGUCCAGUGACUUUGGAGCUAAUUACACUCUGCUGACUCCUGUGUCAGUGAUCCCAGAUGUGGAUAAUGAUGGAGUGCAGGACCUGGUAAUCUUCAUUGCUACAGGAAAGAAGAUUAAGAGCUUCAUCCAUUCAGGAAAGAAUGGCCAACAGAUUGGCUCCACUGGCAGCCUGGCCAUGGAUGGGAGCGCUCGCUACAUCAGGCUGAACCUGGGCUCCUCCCCCUACUUCCUUUUCUACACAGAAAACUCUCUCUAUGCAUAUUCCCUGAAAGAUCUGUACAGUGCAGCAACUGGGAUGGAAACAAAACUUUCCAGCCUCCAGCAAGAUCCUCAGUGGGAGAAGAACAUUGACAGCACCACGCACCGCUUGUCCCUUCUCAGCUCUGGAGGCUUUCGCUACCUGGCAAAAAUUCCUGGGCAGUCACGGGACAACAUCUUGGUUAUAAGCUCAGAGAUGGCCACGCUGAUCAAUGGAAAGAAUCUCCAGACUUUGUGGACCCUCAAUGUGUCCCGUGCUUUGAGUGAGCCACUGCUCGGUUACUACAAACCUGAUGUUCUUGGUGUUGUCCUGGAGAGUGAAAUUGGACCCAACAAGAAGAAGGUGAUGAUUGUUGAGAGUGCAUCUGGAGCAGUCCAGUGGGACCUGACUCUGAACUCGGGAGCAGAGAGUCCUGGGCCAGCCACGCUUUCCACUGCAGAUCACCGGUCCACCUUCCUCAUCUGGGGGGACUACGAGGAGCCAGGCAACGAGACAAGAUCCACAGCUCCCCUCCAGAAGCUGUACCUUUUCCACCCUUCCUACAAUAACAUCCUCUUGGAGCUGCGCAAUAACACAGACCAAAUAAUUGCAUUCAGUGCCGCGCUGUUCGAGCGGAGCCGUCACGCCUGCUACGUCCUGCUGAGGGGCCCCCAGCCCAGCCAGGAGCCAGGGCCCGUGUCACUGAUGAAGAGGAAGCUGAAGGAGGACGUGUCAGAGAGCAAAGUGAUCUGGCUGAACCAGGUGGCCGUGGACAGCGAGGAGUACAUCCGGAACCGCCUCUACAGGAUGCGAUUCCACAGCCGAGACUGAGCCCGCCCGGGGAGGGGGAGAGGCUGCCCGGGCCAGGCGUCUCCAGGCUGCCUCUGCUCUGCAGCCGUGCUCUCGACAAGCCCAGAUCAUGGAAUCAGAUGGGAAGCUGCCUUUCUCGACCUGCAAACCAAAGCGUGGCUGGCAGGGAAGCACCCCCAGUGUCAGGGGACACCCAGGCUGUGGGGGCAGCUGCUGGUGCAUCCAUCCCCAGAGCUGAUGGGACUUCAGUGCUUGGCCACCACUGAGGUGUCGUCAGCUCGGGGAAGAGGGCUCUCCCCUCCAUCCCUCUGUGCCCACAGAACUGUGCUGACUCAGGAGUGUGUCUGGAGGAAAACAUGUGCUUGCUGGGGACGCUGGAGUGGAUGAUUUCUGGGGUGUUUGGAGCUCGAUGUGUGGUGUUAGGUUUCCUUUCUGAGUCAGCUCUCCUGGCUGGGGGAGAGGUGCUUGGCUGCAGGUUGGUUUGCAAUCACCCUCUCCUGGAUUUGGGCCCUGCUUCAGUGGUGUUGGGGUGUGUGUAGUGCCCGACCCCAGUCCGUGGGGCUGGGGGUCACCUGGGCCAGCAGGGCACAGGUUAAAGUGUUCUACUUAGAAAAUGGCCUUUUCUCCUAAGAACAGCCCCACAUGCCCUACUCUGCAGUCACCAGCCUGCCUGUGUCUGUCUCCUCUGCUGCUUCCCUCCCAGCCAGGCUGUGCAGUGUUGGUGACACCGAAAGGGAGCUGGUCUCCCACCUGAUGGAUGCACAAUGUUCCUCCCUGCCCUCAGUCUGAUUAUAGGUGAUGAGGGAUGCACCCUGAGCCCAGGGUGGCUGGUCCCUGGUGGUGCCAACACCACCUCUCCUGGUUUAAAGGAGUCAGAGGAUCUAGGACUUCUUUUUUUUUCAGAGUAGAAUUGCACUUUAACCUUUCCUGGGAGCUGGGAUUGCUGCUCUGGGAAGCCCUGUACCCAAGUGGCAGUGCCAGCUCCUUGCUCAUUCAGCCUUGCAGCUGCUGAGGAACCUUCUCCAAGCACUGUCCCCUCUGCCAGGAGGGGGGCAGGAGCUCCAUGCUGCUUCCCUGCCCUGGGAAUUGAAGUGAUGCUGGGUGGGGAUCCUCGGGUGCCUCUCUGCCCAGCCCAGUAUCCUGGGGGAUGGGACAGGUUGCUGUGAGGAGAUGACAUGUUCCUCCUGGAGAUCUGUGUAGCAUCAGGUGGGUGUUUGCUCUGCCCUGUCCUGGUGGGUGCCAGUGCAGGCUGUAGAAACAAGGCGCAGAGCCUGGAAAAGGGAUUGAACUGCCUGCUUAGUCCUGAAGAUAAAAAUUAACCCUAAAAAUAACCUCUCUCAGGCUCUGCAGUGCCUGGAGGGGGUUUGGCCAGUGCCUCCCUCCCCUGCUGAGUCUCACACUGGAGGAUGUGCAGAAACACUGUAGGAUGGGAAACUUAGUGCCAGGCUGUGCAGGGUCAGGCACUGGCUCUUCCCUUCAGCUGAGUCUGAAUGUGCCACAGGGCAGCUGCUGUCACGUCUCAUGGCACAGCUUCAGCCUUCCCAGCCUGACAGCCCAAUGACCUGGGCUGCCUGGACAGUCACCUCCUGCUUCCAGCUGGCCUGGUGGCUGCCUAAAGGAUGCCCUGGCUCCCUCUGCCCAGUGACCAAUAUCCCAGGCAGUCAAGAGAGCCAGUCCUGGGGCAUCCAGGCUGUGCCAGGAAGCCAGGGAUGCUCCCUGGAAAGCACACCACAAUCUUCAAAGCACCCUGGGCUCAAAAUAGUGAGUUUCCUUCUCUUCCUCUCUUCACAGCCUAUUUUCUGAGGGAGUCUGGGGUCACAGGGAGGUUCCCCUGCUGUGUCCCCCAGCCGGGGUUGCCUCUUUGCUCAGCACCUGAGUCCUGGCAGCCCCACAGGUCCCUGUGCCAGCAUUUCAGCCAUAAGAGGCUCCAAGAGCCAGAUUCAGGCUGCCCUUCAGCCAGCUGGGACAGGGCAGGAGUGUGGCUGCAGGUGCUGGGCAGGGAAACCCCAGGCUUGCAUAUCAGUCCAACCUGAGUGUUGGAUGUGGAUUGUAUCCCACUGAGAUUCCCCUGGCAGGGAGUGAGGUGCCUGGGCUGUAUUCUCACCACACUCCCUCCUCUGAUCCCUUUCCCAUAGGCACACUGAAUGUUCCUUCAGGAGAGCUGGAUUUUCAGCUUUGGGGAGCUUUUCUGGCUUUAAGUUGUCCAUUCAUUAAUGUUUCCAGGUACUUUUGGAAACGCAGAUUUCCCUGUGGCAGCUCAACUAAAUGCAUCAGUGCCAAACCAGCACCUUCUUAACAAAACCAGUCCUUUCUCCAGCUUAUUUUCCUGUGUAAUUGUUUUUUUUUUUUUUUUCUGCAGUAUUUCCUGAAUGACUUUGUGCCUUGAUUCAAUGACCCAGCUGGGUGGCGAUGGCGUAUUAUCACUGUGUUCUGUGUUGGUGUGGUUUUUAACACUGAGACUGUUUGAUUUGGUUCUUUAACUUAUUGCAAAUUGUGCCGUACAGGACUCGCUCUAACCGGAAUGGUUUCAAUAAACCCUCUUUUGCAUUGUUUGUAAA